AUUAUGGUGAGCGGACAAACCCAGGUCGAAAAGCUGCACAAAAAAAGUUGACAAUAAACCCAAUUCCUAUAGCAUUCGCCUUUACUCUGUAGAAUUUGCACAACCCUCACAAUGAAUUAAUCUCUAAUAAUCCCAAUUGGGUUCACCCUACAGAUUUUGUAAAAAAAUUAGCGUUUCUAAGAUUUCUCAGUUAUGUACAGAUCUGUACAGCUCUUGGAACGAUCGUUUUGAUGUUGUGAGCUUGUUAUACUUUUGCUGAUCUUUAGAUUGACGAUUUUAUGUAUUUAUGUGGAAUUUUUGCUGAAGAUUGGAGCUUUAGUUCUGGGACUGUUAGUGAACAUUUCUUAUGAGAAACAUGGUUUAAUUUGUUCAUGAUAUGUAGCUCAUAACACUGUCAGGAUAAUCGUCCAAAUUUUUAAAGCCUUUUUUGUGUAGGUAUAGCAAUUUGAUAUCUGGGUGUUGAAGUGCAGUUUUAAGAGAGGAUUUGUAGAGGGCAUAUUGGUUGGUUAUAUCAAUUCAACUAGGAUCUGCCCAUUAAUCAUUGAAAUUAACAGCAUAUAGAUACAUAUCUUGUUUGGAGCUCAUAUUAGUGUUAGGAUAAUAUGUCAUUUAGGAGUCUACUUCAGGACAUGAAGGGGGAGUUUGGGAGUAUAUCUCGAAAAGGGUUUGAUGCGAAGUUUGGUUAUGGGUUGAGGUCAAGGUCUCACCGGGCAGUUCAGGAUAGUUCGAUGACUUCAACAGAUGCUUUGAAUCAGAGUUGUUGGGCCAAUAUGCCGCCCGAGUUAUUGAGGGACGUGUUGAUGCGGAUUGAGGAGUCCGAGUGUACAUGGCCUCCAAGGAAGAAUGUGGUUGCUUGUGCUGGUGUUUGUAGGAGCUGGAGAGAAAUCAUGAAGGAAAUUGUUAGAACCCUGGAAGUCUCUAGCAAGUUAACUUUCCCCAUUUCCCUGAAGCAGCCUGGUCCUAGAGACACCCUAAUUCAGUGUUUCAUAAAGCGGGAUCGUAGUAACCAAACAUAUCGCCUUUACCUCAAUCUGAAUCAAGCUUCUAAUGAUGAUGGGAAAUUCCUACUUAUUGCUCGAAGAUGUAAACGACCAACAUAUACAGAUUACAUAAUAUCUCUAAAUGCUGACAAUGUGUCAAAGGGAAGCAGCACCUACAUUGGCAAGUUGAGAUCUAAUUUUUUGGGAACCAAGUUCAUAAUCUAUGAUGCACAGCCACCAAUUGCUGGAGCCAGAGUCACUAAAUCUCGUUCCACAAGGUUAAUUGGAAUGAGACAGGUCUCUCCCAGGGUCCCUGCUGGAAACUAUCCUGUGGCGCACAUUUCGUAUGAAUUGAACGUCUUGGGUUCAAGGGGUCCUAGGCGGAUGCAGUGUGUCAUGGACGCUAUACCUGCUUCUGCUAUUGAACCAGGAGGUAUGGCUCCCACACAAACUGAAUUUCUGACUGGAAAUUUAGAUUCCUUCCCAGCCCUCCCAUUCUUCAGAUCAAAAUCAACUCGUACAUAUAGUUUUCCUUCUGGAUCAUUGUCGCCUGAAAGAGAUGAAAGGCUAGUUCUGAAAAACAAGGCUCCUAGAUGGCAUGAGCAACUCCAAUGUUGGUGUCUCAAUUUCAAUGGACGUGUGACGGUUGCUUCUGUAAAGAACUUUCAGCUUGUUGUAUCUAUUACGAAUGAAUCUGGUGGACAAGAGCUCGAGAAUGUUAUUCUCCAGUUUGGGAAAGUGGGAACGGAUGUGUUCACCAUGGACUAUCAAUAUCCAAUAUCUGCUUUCCAGGCAUUUGCCAUUUGUCUCAGCAGCUUUGAUACCAAAAUUGCCUGCGAAUGACAUCAGGUCCAGCUUGGGAGGCAACAUGAGAGUUACAUGCAUACAAUACCGGCAAAUUCCAGUAGCUGCAUUUUUAUUUUUAUUUUUCUAAAUGUGUGGCUCUUUAAAUUUCGCAGGACUCCCUAGUUCUCUUUUCUCUUUAUUUUGUUCUUUUUGGUUUUCUUGUUUGUUCCUGUACGUAACUGCUUGAAUCAUUUACUCUUAGCUAUUUGGGCUGUGUGAUUUACACCCUUGUUCUUCUCUACUAGUUUAUGAUUUAGGAAUUUGGAUUUUACAAUUGUUACCACAAUGAAAGUUGUCUUGGAUUGGAGAUUUUUACCAGCUUAUCCAAGAAGUUGGGGAAAAUCUUCUCUUUUUUUUUUCUUUAUCUCAAUCAAUUCUAUCUUGUGUAAUUAGAGUUUACCUGGACGGGGUAAAUUGGAGACCAUGAAUCCCCAUUUCCUAAGUUGGUGACUUCGGAUCCA
Molecule: messenger RNA, 2287 nt
Organism: Olea europaea var. sylvestris
Lineage: Eukaryota; Viridiplantae; Streptophyta; Magnoliopsida; Lamiales; Oleaceae
Product: tubby-like F-box protein 3
Exons: 6
Coding region: 603-1823 (406 amino acids)
Molecular function (GO): protein binding
Source: RefSeq, a predicted model, not a curated record